Messenger RNA from Laccaria bicolor S238N-H82, 945 nucleotides. RefSeq lists its product as uncharacterized. Lineage: Eukaryota; Fungi; Basidiomycota; Agaricomycetes; Agaricales; Hydnangiaceae. The annotation marks the transcript as partial. The record is from RefSeq and is a predicted model, not a curated record. Gene Ontology annotation, cellular component: Golgi apparatus. The transcript is spliced from 5 exons.
CUACCCGAGUCUAUGGCAUGUCGGUUCUAUGUGGCCACCGUCCUCGUCGAAACAACGAUAGACUUAGCUAUAGAGGGGGAGCUGUUUCUGCGGGUCCGUGAAAAGAUGAAGGCCGACUCACAAACGGACGAUGGCGCUCAAAUGGCCACUUCAAGGAUGCCGGUAUACCUCAGCAUCUUCGCGCUAGCGCACGUAUUCCAAUUUGUGAUGGCUGUGGAUGCGGUAUAUGCCCGCAAUACCCUGCAAUUCAUCUGUCUAACAAUAUUCAACGCGCUCUUUCUCAUUUAUGCUAUUAUCCAAAUCAAAGAAAUUCGUGAUGCUUUGGUGGGCGCGUCUACACCAGGAGUCUCCAAUAUCCCCAUAAACGUCUUAACGACAAUAAUACCCAUCGUAAUAUCGGUAGCCGAAAUCGCUUACAUCGGUUUGGGCUGGAAAAUAUACCACGAAUUCGGGUGGAAAGUUUACAAGUUUUUGGGUGCCGAUCGCCGCAUCAAGAAAAUGUAUGCCAAUUACCAAAUCUACGAAUGCCUGGUCAAGUUCGACGUCUUCUUCUGGGCGGGCUUUUCAGUCCAAUUCAUCUGGCUCGUGCUCCAAGACACGGAUUGGGAAUACUACGUUACUUGUGCCGCACUUCCCCUUUCUAUUGUCCUAUUGGUGGAGGGUCAUUUGGCUGCACGGCACGAAAACAAGUGGAUGAUGGCGACCUUUAUGUCGGGAUGCGUCGGUGCGAUGGUUUAUUUUAUUUACAAGCUCAUCAAAGUGCUUCUUUAUCUGGGAACCGACCAGUAUCGGCUUGUGUGGAAGUCCCUCACUGUAUUCUCUGUCAUUGCCAUUGCCCUCCUUUUCGCUACAUUCGUCUUUUCCAUCAUUAUCCUGAGGAACUUUGGACAGGGACUCAAGGAUGCUCGUACGCAUCCCUCUCGUCUUUCAGCCUAUCUACGCUAA